Molecule: messenger RNA, 5814 nt
Organism: Diabrotica virgifera virgifera (western corn rootworm)
Lineage: Eukaryota; Metazoa; Arthropoda; Insecta; Coleoptera; Chrysomelidae
Exons: 2
Coding region: 136-1596 (486 amino acids)
Biological process (GO): multicellular organism development; proteasome-mediated ubiquitin-dependent protein catabolic process
Cellular component (GO): cytoplasm
Molecular function (GO): zinc ion binding; ubiquitin protein ligase activity; ubiquitin conjugating enzyme binding
Source: RefSeq, a predicted model, not a curated record
UGUCAAUCAUAGCCUGCAACGCAACGCAAAUAUAUUUUGUAUUAUAAAAUGUGUGUUUUGUGAUCACAGCAAGAACUGUUUUUCAUCAAUUUAGAUUUCGUUAUUUAGAUAUACUACCUACUAUACGGUAUUAUAAUGGCGUUUAUACUGCCAGAUAAUAUCCUAGACACUUUAGUUUGCAGUUUUUGUCAUAAAUAUCUGUCGGUGAAACCCGUAAAAGUUUAUCCAAACAAGCUUAUACAGUGUGGAAGAUGUGUUGAUGUUGAUAAUGAGGAAGCCCCAGUCAAUAAAUCAGAAGGGGUAGAAUCACUAUAUGGAAAACUUGCUGAAACCAUUUUGUUUAAAUGUGUUAACAGAUUUGAUGGUUGUCGAGAAUUGUUAACAUAUUCUCAGGUUAGGGAUCAUGAACAGGUAUGCUUGGAGAAAAUUCACAAGUGUCCAAUUUGUUAUGAAGAAAUGGCGAGUUUUCUGAUACUUCCACACUUUCGUUCCAAACAUAAAGAUUCUACAUUGGACUGCCCUGCGUUUGUUUUCAACUUGAAUGAUUAUUUAGAAAUGCCUAGUGUUUAUAUAUAUCAAGAAGAAGAUAAUCUGUUUUUUCUGUAUAUUAGCUACAGAAAGUCGGAAAAUACGAUAAAAUUAUAUUUGGUUUAUCAAGGUAGUUAUAAACUCGCUAAAAAUAUAUACCAUGAAUUUACUGUAAGUAGUGAAAACAAAGAAUUUGAUAUUGUAUUGAACGAAAAACCAUGUACUGAUGAUUUUUUUGUUGUGGAUAUAUCGGAUAUGCCAAAUUUGAUACAAAUUAAAUUUAAAUUAAUUGAUCGCAAUCUAAAGGUUUUGAAGGCACCAGAAAUUAGUAAGGCUCUGAGAAAACCUAUAGUUGAAAAUGCUUCACACGAACAUCAAAUUCAAAAUUACCAUGCCGAGUCCUAUCCAGCAAAAUGUAAUAGAUGCCACGAAUAUUGUUUGAUUGAGUCAUUGCCUGGAGUUGAAAUUCUCAGUUACUACUGGGACAAAAAAAAUGGAGGUUUUAUGUGCAUCUAUUGCUAUCAGUGGUUCUACUAUAGAAGAUAUUGUACUAAAUACAAUGAUCAUGAAAAAAUUGUUGACAAGUGGAUGAUUCAUAGAAUGAAUGAUUUGUUUCCAUGCCGUUGUAGUAAUAAUUGUGGUUCGUAUAUUAAUUUAUCUCACUUGCCAUCACAUGAAUUAGAGUGUAAACUAGGUAGGCAAUUUAUUUGCCCUACACAAAAUUGCUAUUGGGAAGGAACUGCUAACAAAAUGAUCGAACAUUUGAAAGAUUUGCAUAAAUGUAUGGCAUUUGGGUAUCACUUCCAACUACCUAGAAAUAUUUCAAGUUGUUAUGUAUUUGUAAAGGAGUAUAUUGUAUUUUUACAUGUAACUCCUAAAUCAGAUUUUGCAAAACUUGAAAGUAACGAUAUUAGCGUGGAGCUAGUAACAAAAACUGACAAUGCUUACAAAAAUCCAACGAUUUUGUUUUUUGAUAAGAAGAAUGAAAUUUUAAAGGGUAACUUCGAGUUUGCAUUUUACGGGGAAGUAUUUGUAAAAGUUAUGGUAUAUCGUGAUGCCGAUUUGUGAAACAAUUGUGCAUUUAUUGAUAGAACCAUAUAAUUUGGACCACAUAUACUACACAUAUAAAGGUUUAAAUUUAGAUGUGAGGUCAUCUCAGAUUUUGCCUCUUACAAAAAUGGCGGGCAUUCAAAAUGGCGACUAUACCUAUGUGACUAAUAGCACUAUAACUUUUGAACGAAAAGUCCGAUUUUAACCAAAUGUGGUAUUAUAUAGGUUAUUUUUUUGAUGUAUAAGAUCGAGCCCUCGAACCAGAAGAAGUUUACCAGAAGUUGUGUUUUUCUUGGUUUUUUAUGUAAAAAUAUGUUAUUUUUUUUUCAAUUGUUUCACCCUGUAUAUAUUAAUUUCUCAAAAAGGUAAUACCGCCAUUGAAAAUAGCGUAAAAAUAUUUUUUAGGAAAUAUUGUGAACUUUUUAGUUAUGUUAAUUACCAUUUAAUAAAUGCUUAGCGUAUCUUCACACGUACCUAUGUGCGGCAGCAAAAACACAACUUUUGGUAAACCGAUUCUUCCGGUUCAAGACCUCGAUCUUAUACAUAAAAAAUGAACCUUUAUACCAAAUUUGGUUAAAGUCGGAUUUUUCUUUCAAAAGUUAUCGUGCUAUUAGUCACAUCCCACAUAACAAUUUCAUGUUCUUAGUAGAUUCAUAGAACAUACUUUUCAGAAAAAGUAUAUACUGAGAAUGUGCGUAAUUACCAUUGCGAAUGUGCAGAGCAGAUACUGAGUAUAUACUACAUUACAGUACUUAAACGUUCUAUUUAUAUACUUAGAAUGUACUACCGCACUUCUUUUCAGUAUAUACCAAGAAUGUUCUUUUUAGAACAUUCCAAGGACGUGCUAUAAACCUUCUAUGUGUAUACUUAGAACAUACUACCGCACAUCUUUUUAGUUUAUACCAAGAAGGUACUUUUUAGAAUAUUCCAAGGAAGUGCUAUAAACCUUCUAUUUAUAUACUAAGAACGUACUACCGCACAUCUUUGUAUGGGAAGAAUAUUAUAUUUUUAAGAAUAUUCUAAGAAAGUGCUAUCAAGUGCUAUAUUGCUUAGAAGUAUGUUUUCAGCAUCACCUAAUCUCAUCUUAGGUUCUACUGGUUCUACCAAAUAUCUAUUUACAUAUUUUAAUUGCAAAUGAGAAUGUAGUUAGUACCUACAUUCUACAAUAUUACUUAAAAAGUAAGUACAUAUUUAUAAAUUUUAGUUAUUUAUAUAAAUCAUUAUAUAAUAUUUAGCUAAACUAAACUAUGCAUAAUAAGUAACUAAAAUUUAUAUAAUACUUAUAUGUACUUACCUAUUUAAGUAAUAUUGAGUUAUCAAAAUAGAUUAUAUGUAUUUUGAAGCACCGCAAACAAAAUAAACAGAUUAUGUAUGUUCUUUAGUCCUAGUACUACAUCAUUCGCCUUCAUCCUUAACACUGCAUAGAUCCAUAGAUGAUACAAAUAAUGAAAUAAUGACUGUUUUCUUUUUCAUAUUUUACGGUUUUUUCCUAUCCCUGAUCCAUUCAGGUAAAUGGUCAGAAUAUGAUGGGUUAUGAAUGUAUUGUGGAAUAACAAAAUCGGUGGUCAGUGUUGCCAAACGGAGAUAAAUUUCCCUUUUUGCGGGAAUUUUCAACAUAAAAGGUGAUAAAGGGAAAAAGUUAACUCAAAAGGGAAUUAUUGUUCUAGUCCAAAUUGUAAAAUGUUAAGAAAAAAUCAAAAUAUUUGAAAAUAAUUCAACAUAUCUUCUCAGAUUUUGUAAACAGGAGGGAAGUUUUUUUUUAUAAAAGUGGGAAUUUUUAAGGUAAGUUGACGGAAAAAGCUUACUCGACGGUUGGCAACGCCAAAGCCUUUGGUUGUUUUGGUUGUGCAGUUUGGCACGUUUUGGUUCUGCGAAAUGGCCUAUUGAAUUGAAUGUACCUAAAUUAAAAUUCCAAGGAUGUAAAAAUACUAAUGAUUCAUGAUAAACUAGAAAUGGUAAAGUCAUUUCAAUUAUGAAAACGAAUUUUUAAUAGUAUCUAUGUAAACGUUAAUACAAUUAAUGUUUAAACUUUUUUACCCUACAACAAUUUUGAAAUGAAAUUCGUCCAAUACUACCUACAUACAUAAAUUUUAUUAAUUAUGUAUUCUAAAAAAUAACGAAGUUGAUAAUCUAUAAGGCUAAUAUUAUACUUCCUAUACAUACAAAUUAUUUUUAAGAUAUUUUAAAAGUAUCUACUUAUAAGUAUGUGUUAAGAAUGUACUUAUAAGUAUGUGUUAAGAAUAUUCGAUAAAGGUAUAUUCUAAGAAUAAACUUUUACGAAUAUUCCGAGAUCCUACGUACACGAAUAUACUUAGUAUAUUCGGUACGAGAAUAUACUUUGAAGUAUAUGCAAAGAACAUGAAAUUUAGAAUGUUUUUUAAGGUAGAUGCUAUGCUUGUACUACACAUAUACUAAAAAGAAUAUACUCCGACGAAUGUUGGUAGUAUAUGCUUAGAACAUGAUGCGAACAUCAUUGUUAUGUGGGAUAUGUAUAGUCGCCAUUUUGAUUGCCCGCCAUUUUUGUAAAAGGCAAAAUUUGAGAUGGCCUCGUAUCUAAAUUUGAACCUUUAUAUAUUUAGUAUAUAGGGUCCAAAUUAUAUGCUUAUACCGUUAAAUAUACAAUAAUUCUUAUAUUUGCACGAAUCUAUCGCACAUAGGUACAUGUGAAGAUACGUUAUGCAUUUAAUAAAUGGUAAUAACUACUCCCUAAAAAAUAUAUUUUUCUACAAACGUGUUAAAAAUGCAACGUUUAGCACACAUAGGAGCGUUAAAAAUGUUACUUUAAAGCACUAUUGCUUUAAAAAUUUUAAAUCACUGCAGUUAAAAUUGAAAUGUCAAAUUUUGAAAACAAACGUCAAAAUAUUUUUUAUAUUUCAUUUAUUCAUUAAUAUUAACAGUAAAACUUGCGCAAUUUGAAAAAGGUUUUUUAGAAGGUUUUUUAAAAUUUAAUUUAAACUGUAUUAUUGCAUUUUUAACACGUUUGUAGAAAAAAACUAAUAAAAUUUGUUAGAAUAUACAACAAUAAAACUAGAUGUUAUUCUAUAGUUGUUAUGAUUUACGUAUUGACAGUAUUAGGUCUGGAUACCGCGUAUGAAAAAAAAGUUGAUUAAUAGCAAGCUGAAAAUUUGUUAAUAGCUUAAGGGUGUCUAGUCGGACAAACUUUGAUAUAUGGGAACACUGGAACAGGGGAAGUUUUAAUUGUGGAACGAAAACGGCACAUGUAUUUUGUCCGACAGAACAGACGUAAACUCUCCGAACAGAGAUUAAACUCUCAUGCAAAAAUCAGACUGCUAUUUAUCACCAAAUGGGCGUUUUAAUGAGUGGAACAUGUAGAAUAUGUCAAAUGACAGGAAUUAUGACAGGUGAUAAAUAGCAGUCUGAUUUUUGCAUAAGAGUUUAAGUUCUUUGUUCGGAGAGUUUAAGUCUGUUCUGUCGGACAAAAUAAAUGUGCCGUUUUCGUGGUCUGACCGUUCCAAAUUUUUAACCUGUUCCACAAUUAAAACUGCCCCUGUUCCAGUGUUCCCAUAUAUCAAAGUUUAUCCGACUAGACACCCUUAAGCUAUUAACAAAUUUUCAGCUUGCUAUUAAUCAACUUUAUUUUCAUACGCGGGAUCCAGACCUAUAUAGGCAGGGUUUAGGUGGAAAGUCAAGACAAAAAUAUAAAAAUGGAAUGUCAGUUAAGUUUAAGUAAAAGUUUUUGUAGGUAUUGUCCUGUAAUUUAGAAUGAAUAAAUUAUAAUUGUUGAUAUAUGACGUUUGUAGAAAAAAGUAUGAUUGUAUAUGUAGAAAAGAUUGUAUGAUAUACGUGUUAAAAUUACAUUUUUAAGGCACUCAUGUGAAUUGCAGAAUUCGCUUCGCUCAUUCUGCAAACCUUCACAUGCGUGCCUUAAAAUUGUAUUUUUAGCACUUAUAUCAUAAAUAACUAUUAUCUACUCUAUGUCUAUUAUGUAUAAGUUUAUAGUUUGUGAAAACUGUCAUUAUAGAUAGCAGUGCGUGAAGGAUUUAAAGUGUGUGUGAAGUAACAAUGUAUUUUAAAUGGGGUUUACUUUUUCGCACUGUUUUUUGUCAUACUUUCAUAUAAUCAAAUAUCCUUAACUUUCGCGUUGUCAUGGUGAUGACAUAAUGAGCAAUAAAUUACAACAAAUGUUUUGACAGUUUUGUGGUUUGAAAGGAGUUAGAAUUUUUAAAUGUCAGUUUUAAAAAUUUUAGAAUAGAAAUGAAUUCCAGUGACGAAGAA